Molecule: messenger RNA, 1935 nt
Organism: Thermothelomyces thermophilus ATCC 42464
Lineage: Eukaryota; Fungi; Ascomycota; Sordariomycetes; Sordariales; Chaetomiaceae
Exons: 3
Coding region: 223-1770 (515 amino acids)
Biological process (GO): cytoskeleton-dependent cytokinesis
Cellular component (GO): septin complex; cell division site; cytosol
Molecular function (GO): GTP binding; molecular adaptor activity; GTPase activity
Source: RefSeq, a predicted model, not a curated record
GCUUGGAAGGUGCUCUCUCAUCCUGGGAUCGACUCUCAGAGAAUUGCCUUCCGUACUGCCUCCUUUGAAGGACCUCGUUAGCCGCACAAGUUGCGACUCCCUCGAGGAUCUUUCUUGACAUUUUUCUCUUUCCCACGUCAUUCGCUAUCUUCAAAGUCGCAACCGCCCGCCUGCUUUAUGCUCGGCCGUUAGUCACCUGAAAAGACCCGGUUGAAUCGAGAAAUGACGACACCGCCUCGUCGUACCAGCCUCGGGAUGUUACUACGACGCAGCAAGAGCAGUGAUCUGAAGAAACAGCAGGCUGCUAGGGAGCUGGAGCUGCAACGUCAGCGUGAUGCGGUCCCCAAGUCCCCGCCGCGCCUGCCUGUGCUCUACAAUGGCGCUCCUGCACCUCAACUAGGCCUUGGCGGCGACGCUCGUCCCGACUCUCUGGCCAUUGUUUCUGGGAGAGCUGAGCAAAUGACGAGCGCCCCUCCGAGGCCUUCCAUGGAGCCAUCUCGUUCUGCUAUCAACGUUCCCCCUCCCCCGAUUCCCAACGGCGGCUUUGACCCUUACGCGGGCACCCCCAGCAUGGCACACCGCGGCCGCUACAGCUAUGCCAGCAGCGCUAUCAGCACCAUCAACAGCCCUAGGAGGGUUCGGAGGAGGAAGGAUCCCACUCCUUUCAACAUCCUCAUCGUUGGUACCACCAAUUCGGGCAAGACUUCGUUCCUCGAAUUUCUCAAGACGGCGCUUGCUCUUCCGGCAAAGAAGCGAUCCAAGAGCACCAUCGAUGAAGAUGAAUUGCCGAGAGCGCCGCCUUCUGGCAACUUUAUCCCCCACUUCCUCGAAACCGAGAUCGACGGCGAGCGUAUUGGCGUCACCUUGUGGGAUUCCGAGGGCUUGGAAAAGAAUGUGGUGGACCUGCAGCUUCGCGAGAUGUCAAGCUUCCUGGAGAGCAAGUUUGAGGAGACCUUCGCCGAAGAAAUGAAGGUCGUGCGGUCCCCUGGGGUACAGGAUACCCACAUUCACGCGGUCUUCCUUGUCCUCGAUCCGUCGCGCCUCGACCGGAACAUCGCGGCCGCCAGGGCCGCGUCAGCCAAUGGUCAGCGCAACGGAGGCAGUCAUUACCCACACGCCCGCAUUCUGGGCAGCCUUGAUGAGGACCUUGAUCUGCAGGUUCUGCGGACGUUGCAGGGCAAGACGACCGUCAUCCCGGUAAUUUCCAAGGCCGACACCGUUACCACGAAGCAUAUGAACAUGCUAAAGAGGACCGUGGCGGAGAGCCUCAAGAAAGCGAAUCUCGACCCGUUGGAAGCACUUGGCCUCGAUGACGAGGGCGACUCAACAGGGGAUUCCGGCAGAAUUGAGGAAGAGGAAGAGGAGCAAGUAUCGGAGCAUGGCGAGGAGGAGGAGGAGGAGGUUGCUGGGUCAGCCGAGGAGUCGGAGCCGCCUGUUCAAACCCAGGAUUCGUCGCCUAAAUCCAAGCGCCUCUCCGGCGGUUCCACCCGUCGCAGCAAGGAGCCAGAGGAAAGUCUUAAGGAGGACGAGGUGCCCUUCCUACCCAUGUCGAUCCUCAGCCCGGAUAUCUACGAGCCCGACAUCGUCGGGCGCCAAUUCCCAUGGGGUUUCGCCGAUCCGUACAACGAGGAGCACUGCGACUUUGUCCGUCUUAAGGACACCGUCUUUAGCGAGUGGCGGGCUGAGCUCCGCGAGCUCAGCAGAGAGCAGUGGUACGAGGGGUGGAGAACGAGCAGGCUGAAGCAGCAGGGUGCGAAGGGACAUCGGUGAAGCCUUGCGAGGGACCGAUAAUAUCCCUCGGCUGCCUUGUUCUUCGGCCUUUUCUGAUGCCCAGCCACACACUGGUCACCUACGGGAAUGGACGAGGGGCAAAUGCCUGGUGCGCCCGAGGUCUCUUCGGCCUGCGCGUUUCCAAACAAUGACUUGGUAUUUUUU